Molecule: messenger RNA, 207 nt
Organism: Penicillium crustosum
Lineage: Eukaryota; Fungi; Ascomycota; Eurotiomycetes; Eurotiales; Aspergillaceae
Exons: 1
Coding region: 1-207 (68 amino acids)
Source: RefSeq, a predicted model, not a curated record
AUGGAUAUAUCUCUCGAGUGCACGCCCAAACACACACCCAUUGACGCAGACGUUCCUCUGGUUCACCGUGGUUGGAUAGAUGAGCUAAAAGCAGCAAUCGAGUGCAAUAAUUCGGAUGUCGUGCAAAGGAUUCUCAACAGCCAUGCACUCCUUGAAGCUGUGUUCAUUCACCAGUUCGGACAGGAAGAUACUGUUCAGAAAGACUAG